UUUGCUAUUACCCUGGUCCAGGGUCGAGCCCAAUGGCCACCCACCGGAGGAGCCUAGAAGAGGUUUGCGACCUCAUCGGCGGGUCCCACAGCAUCAGAGACCUGAGCCAGAAGCUGCAGUUCUAUGACCAGUGGGCACCGCGCUAUGACCAGGAUGUUGACGUGCUGGAGUACAGGGCCCCCCGUCUGGCUGUGGGGCAUUUGGCCGCUGCCUGGUCCUCGCCGCCUGAGGAGGCACUGAUCCUGGACGUGGCCUGUGGCACUGGACUCGUGGCUGCAGAGCUGCGGAGACAUGGGUUCUGCCAGAUUCACGGCAUGGAUGGCAGCGCUGGCAUGCUGGAGAGGGCACGGCAGCAGGGGCUGUACCGAUGGCUGGGCCUCUGUACCCUGGGCCAGGAGUCCCUGCCCGUCCCCUCGGACCAGUACGACGCGGUGACUAUCGUCGGGGCCCUGAGUGAAGGCCAGGUGCCCUGCAGUGCCCUGCCAGAGCUUCUGAGGGUCACCAAGCCAGGGGGUUUGGUGUGUCUGACCACCAGGGCCAACACCUCCAACCUGCGCUACAAGGCGGAUCUGGAAGAAGCCCUGGAGACCCUGGUCCGGGCCGGGCGGUGGGAGCGGUUGUUGGAGCAGCCCGUGGAGCGGUGGGAAAGGGCCACCGCCCCCGAGGAAGAGCAGCCCGGCCCCACAGGCCAGGGCCGAGGAGGCCACGGCUUCAUCCCCGGCGUGAUCUUCCUGUACCGCAAGAGUCCGGCUCCCUGAACGGUGCCCAGACCCCUUCCCCACUCUGUGACCCCAAAUCCCUCACCCCCCAGGGAGCCCAGGGCAUAAAUACCACCCUGGGCACCAAGUGAGCGCUUAACGAAUACAGUUAUUAACAGAUCGGAUGGAA
Messenger RNA from Tachyglossus aculeatus (Australian echidna), 888 nucleotides. It is a transcript of the gene METTL27, whose product is annotated as methyltransferase like 27. Gene Ontology annotation, molecular function: S-adenosylmethionine-dependent methyltransferase activity. Lineage: Eukaryota; Metazoa; Chordata; Mammalia; Monotremata; Tachyglossidae. Bases 33 to 758 code for a protein of 241 amino acids. The transcript is spliced from 6 exons. The record is from RefSeq and is a predicted model, not a curated record.